Molecule: messenger RNA, 537 nt
Organism: Dendrobium catenatum
Lineage: Eukaryota; Viridiplantae; Streptophyta; Magnoliopsida; Asparagales; Orchidaceae
Exons: 3
Coding region: 67-537 (156 amino acids)
Biological process (GO): rRNA processing
Cellular component (GO): ribosome
Molecular function (GO): ribosome binding
Source: RefSeq, a predicted model, not a curated record
CAAUAAUUUCUCCACCCACGAUUUACAUUUUACAAGCCUCGCAUCUCCAGUUCGGCUAGAAAUCCAAUGCUCCGCUCUUCUGUAGCUUCUCCUUCCGCACCGUAUUCCUUCCUCUCAUGCCGCUGGAGCUUCUUGCCGAAGCCCGCAGCUUCCGUUCGUAACUUCUCCGGAACGCUUUCCGACCACUCCUGUUCUCUGAGUUAUCUUGCACCUCCUAUUUGUGCUACUGGGUAUCGGGCCAUCGCCAAAGCUGUCGGGGAAGAUGUCGAAGAGGAAAAAGAGGUGGGUGGUUUGAACUUCAUAGAAGUGGGCUACAUUACUGGCGUGCACGGGCUUAAAGGGGAGUUGCGAGUGAAACCCAAUACAGGUUUUCCAGAGCUUAGGUUUUGCAAGCCUGGGAGAAGGUGGCUUAAAGCACGAAUUUUAGGCAAGGAAACAAUUUCUGAAAUGGAGCUUACUAGGGGCAGAAGCCAUCCAGGACAGAAGUGUUGGAUUUUUUUUUUUUGCUUAAAACCCGCAUUGGGGCCUACGCGUUAA